Messenger RNA from Brugia malayi, 4071 nucleotides. RefSeq lists its product as uncharacterized. The record is from RefSeq and is a predicted model, not a curated record. The transcript has 31 exons. Gene Ontology annotation, cellular component: nuclear pore. Lineage: Eukaryota; Metazoa; Nematoda; Chromadorea; Rhabditida; Onchocercidae. Gene Ontology annotation, molecular function: structural constituent of nuclear pore. Bases 1 to 4071 code for a protein of 1356 amino acids.
AUGUGUCAUACUUUUAUAUCAUUGGAUGAAUUAGAACGAUGUCUAGCUUAUAUUCCAACAUACGGGCUACCAGGUAUGACAGAUUGUUUGAAAGGCGAAGAACUUGUAUUUGCUGCAACCUAUACAUUUCAACCUAUUCGGGUGAUUCGAAUCUCAAGUGAAGAAUUGCACACACUAACCAAUGAGGAGGUUGAACCUGCAGUUGGGUCUUACGACUUUCGUGAUGUACCGGAUAUGAUCGAUCGUUUCAUCAUUUGGCGAUCGAGUCGAUCAUCGUUGCUGUUGGAAGAACGAAGCGUUGAACGGCCUUUCGACUUUGCUUCGUUAUGCUUCAACUUUAGCCCUGCUAAUGUUAUACCUGGAACACAGUUCUCUUUCGCACACAAUAAACUGAUAUUAUUAGUGCCGACGCAGAAUGCUCUUUAUCGAUUUACUUUCGAAAUUGCAAUUCAGAAAAAGAACAAGGUUCAGUCCGUCCUGAAGUUAUCUGAAGAUCAGGCCUUUCUAUACAAUUAUGAUAGCUACGAACUAGCAUCAUCAAAAAGUGCCUGUCGUGCAAGUAUCAUGCAUACUACGAGUACUGGUACAUCUGCUGUAUAUUCGCUAGGUGAUGGACAAAUUGUUCUUGUGCAAAUGCGCCAUGAACCGGGAAGUAGAGGCCAAGGUUACGAAAAAGUAAUAAGAGGCGAAGGAUUACUACAACGGGUUAUGAAGGCAGCCCAUCAGCUAAGCUUGGUUGUUAGCUUGGCAUCAUGUGUUGUUUAUCAUGACAUUCUCUUUUAUGUACUUUUCGACGACAGAAGGCUGCAUGUUUAUAUGAAUGGCAAAAAAGAAUACGAUGGGAAUUUAUAUGAUAUAAUGGUACAUAAUAGCCACGGAGGCGAUGGCGAGCAAGUAACUGUGGAAAUGGUAAAGACUUGCUCCAACGAGAACUGUUUUUAUGUCGUCGUGCUUUUUCAAAUUGAUGACCAUUGUGUGUUUAUGUUGGGGAAAAUUGAUCCAUAUCUGUUGCCAGAACGUAGUGGAUAUUUCUCGUUUAUCAAUAUUUUCCAAACAGAAAGCGGAGUAGUGGACUUCACUUGUGCAGUGCAGGAGGAUAUUCUGGAUAUUAUUUGUUUAUGUAAAGUUUCGGAUGGAAUUCGCUAUUGUUUGCGUACUGCUUCAAUUGAUUGUUUAAAUGGCGUAUUAACAAUUCCUUGGAAAGGAGUAAAUGAAAUCCAUGGUGGCGAACCGGAGGUGAGUGUACUACAAGCCAAACCAAAACAGUCGGUUGCUACACAGAAAUCAUAUAUCUUCGACCCGAACAGAUAUCCUUUUGGCGUUGUGCUACGUUCUCUUCAGUUAGUUUGCAAAAAAGGAACUUUCAACUGGGAACUUUUGGCAAGACGACAUGAUUGGCGUAUGUUAAGAGAAGCAGCAGAAAAGUACUGCGAAUCAUUAGAGUUUGAUCAGCAUUAUGUUACUCGAGAAGACCGUUCACUCUUGGCUACAAAACCGCCUAAUCAAGCUGCAGAAGAGCGAUUCUGGACAACGCUUACGAAGAUGUGCAAUGAAUUAAUACAAAAUGAAUGUCUUUCUUUAGGUCUGUGGCACUCUGUUCCUCUUGGUUUAUACGGUACAGUACAGCAGGGCCGUUUUACCGUAUGUCGUCCGGGUGAUGAGCAACUGCGCUGGUUCGAACGUUUGAUUGGGAAUGAUGAAAAGAAUGUGCAAAUAUGUUGGGAAAUAGUUACGAAAUUUGCAAUAGGAGGGCUAGUUGCCAGUGCAGUAAGUGUAGAAGAAAGUGAACAGUUCGUGAAUGCAUUUCCAACCGUUUCACAUAUUUUUGAGGAUGCAAUCCGGAAAUUUACCGAAUUAAGACCUGUCGAUGAUUUUGAAUUAGACACAGCAGCCGAAACGCCAUUUCAUGGAUCGUUUACAGUUGGCUUGUUAGCCACCCACUUCGAGCGUUUAAUUGAUGACAGAUUAGCCCUUAGCCAAUGUUUUAUUGCUCUAAUGGAAUUGGUGAAAACUAUCUAUUCUUCUCAGGAUGAGACAAUACCAUUAGAUGCCAGAUGGGGGCUUACAGUUACUACUCAUGAGAAGUCACUUCAUGAUAUGAAUCGACAAUUUAGCAUCUUAUCGCAAACAAUGAAACUGCGAAUUUCUAUUGAUAAUUAUAAUGAAAUAAGUCUAGCAGAUGGUUUUUUCGCAAGUGCUGGUAUUCCAACCAUACUCAGUUAUUCACAGGAUAAGGAAUUAGUAGAUGAAGAAGACGAUACGGAGGAGGAUGAAGAAGAAAGUCUGGAAGACAAAGCUGGUAUUGGUGUUGAAAAGUUACCUUAUGUGUCGCCUCUGAAACAAUCAACAUCAGCGUACUCGCAGUUUAUUAAUAGAAUUGUUAAUGACGCUGUGGUUGUUCUUUGGCCAGAAAAUACAGCUAUGGUAUUGGCCAGGUUUUUGGCUAAUUAUCAUCAGUAUUCUGCACUACAAGCUUAUUGUCAGUUGAAUGAGCCUUAUAUAACAGAACUGUAUGCUGCUUUUCGGUUUUUCGAAGGCUAUGCACUUGCUGGUUUGGGAGAUCCAGAAAAGGCUUUGCAAUCAUUCUUGGAUGCAGUGGAAGGUAUUAAUCGGGAAGAUGAAGCGCUUAAUAGGGUACUUUCUUCUGAUGGUAAUUUUUCAGAAGAACCAUAUAAUGAAUUGCAAUAUCUAUUGAAGGUUAUGUCUGUCAUGGAGACACAUGGUUUUCACGAACAGCUAGUUUAUUUAUCAAAACGUGCCUUGAAAGAAGCACUGCAAUCGAAGCGCACUAAAGUUUUGCCCGGAUUAUAUACGUCUGUUUUUAAAUUUGAACUUAUUACGGGACGAUAUGAAGAAGCCUUAAACACCCUUCUCUCCAAUCCAGUUCCGGAAAACCGUCGGAUAUGUCUGAGAGAACUUUUAGCGAAAUUAAUAGAGCAAAGGAAAAAUGCGGUCAUUGUCGAUUUAAAUUACGGGAAUAUGGAACAGCAGGUGGUCAGUAUAUUGAAAGCGAACGCUCGCACUUCAGAUAUCAGUAAAGAUGGCUAUUUCUACGAACUAAUCUAUGCAUUUCAUGUCAAACGCGAUCUCUUUCAGCGAGCAGCACUAACAAUGCUCGAAUAUUCGUGUCGUUUACAGUCAGAACUACAGAAUCGAAAUGUAUUAUCUCGUCGUAGUCGUGCUCUUAGUAUUGUUGUCAGUUUACUUUCGUUAUUGCCAGAAGCUGAUCAGUUCCUUACGCUUCCAGCAUCACUGGAAAAGAGUAAGAAUCCAACGGAACAAAUUGAAACAGCAGAUGAGCAGAAGAAGAUUGAGCCGAAAAUGGGCAAAAAUGCUCUUGUUAUCUGGAUGCUAAAUGAUAUUUCAAAAAGGGCGCUGUUAUCAUCAGCCCGGUUGGCAUUAUUCGAUGCAAAUUACAAUCCAAAAGAGAAGAAAUCAAUCCCACCGCCUAUCAAACUUGAAGAAAUUUUCGAGCAACUCAUUCAGAAGAAACUCUUUGAUUAUGCUUGGGAAGUGAGCAAGGUUUUUGAUUUAAAACCAUAUCCAUUGUUAAAAGCGGUUACUGUGGAAUGUAUUCAUUUGGAUGCAAAACCACCGAAAGGUGAACCGUGGUGGGUAGCCAAAAAUCGAAAAUUCGUGAGGAAAAUACCCAGUUUACGUGAACGACAUUGGGCUAUUUUACGAGGAUAUUUGGAAGUAGCCAUGAGAAGAUGUCCGGAAGAUUUCACGAUAUUGUGGACAGUAACCUAUGUGUUUCUUCAGCAUCAGUGGCAUAUACCUCCAUGGCUAUCAAAUUGUUAUGAAGAUCGAUGCGCAGCGCAGUAUGCUUAUUUGCUAAUAAUGUUCGAUCAUCUUCAUCUAGCCUGUGAAACACUCAAAAAGAAGAUAACUUUAGAAUCAAAAAAAAUAACAUCUCGAAACUCACAUUGCUUAAUACCUGCUACAGAAAUUGAUUGGGUAUUAUGGUUAAUUAGUAAAAGAGAUGAUGUGACUUUAAAAGAAGAUGCAAAACAACUAGAAGAGUGCGUAGAGCGGUAUUUCGAACGUAUUGCAUCUUUUUCGAGGCAAUAA